CAACAACACUUUUUAUUUCGGGGGGUUUCCUUCAGAAACGCGUCUCCCGCGCAUUUUCUCUCAUUUUCCGAUCGAAAAUGGCCCCGAAAUCCGAUAGCGCCGAAGCUAUCGUGCUGAACUUCGUGAAUGAGCAAAAUAGGCCAUUGAACUCUCAAAACGUGGCCGAUUCAUUGCAAAAGUUUAACCUAAAGAAGGCAGGGAUACAGAAAGCACUGGAUAAUCUUGCGGAUAACGGGAAGAUUUCGUUUAAGGAGUAUGGUAAGCAGAAGAUAUACCUUGCUCGGCAAGACCAGUUUGAUAUUCCCAACAGCGAAGAGCUUAAUCAGAUGAAAGCAGAAAAUGCACAAGUGCAGCAACAGCUGGAUGAGCAGAAGAGAGCAAUUAGUGAGGUUGAGGGAGAAAUUAAAAACUUGCAGUCGAAUCUGACGCUCGAACAGAUACGUCAUAAAGAGGCCAAGCUGCAGAAGGAGGUUAAAGAAAUGGAAGACAGAUUGGUAAAAUUGCGCAAAGGAGUUACCUUGGUCAGGCCAGAAGAGCGGAAGGCAAUUGCGGAAAUGUAUUCAGAGAAAGUAAGUCAGUGGAGAAAGCGGAAAAGGAUGUUCAAGGAUGUGUGGGAUGCUAUAACUGAGAACUUACCCAAGGAUCUAAAAGAAUUUAAGGAAGAACUUGGACUUGAAUAUGACGAAGAUGUUGGUGUGAGCUUGCAGUCUUUCAGUGGCCUGCUGCAACAUGGCAAGAAGCGAACCAGAGACCAGUAACUUUAUAGGAGGAACUGCAUAUUUGAUGAAGCAUUAGGCACAAGUUGUUGGUAUUUUCUUUCUUAAGGGGUUAGCCGGUUAUAAAAUUUGUAGAUCCUGUUAUCUUGUAAGAAUUAGAUUUGUCGCUUCUGACCAAUUGCAUGUUGGACCGCUGUUUCAAAAAGGUGCAUGGUAUUCCAGUUUAAGUGUUCUUAUAUUUGAAUUAAUGCAAUUUA
Molecule: messenger RNA, 973 nt
Organism: Populus nigra (black poplar)
Lineage: Eukaryota; Viridiplantae; Streptophyta; Magnoliopsida; Malpighiales; Salicaceae
Product: homologous-pairing protein 2 homolog
Exons: 6
Coding region: 78-758 (226 amino acids)
Biological process (GO): meiotic joint molecule formation; meiotic strand invasion involved in reciprocal meiotic recombination; homologous chromosome pairing at meiosis
Cellular component (GO): condensed nuclear chromosome; DNA recombinase auxiliary factor complex
Molecular function (GO): recombinase activator activity; double-stranded DNA binding
Source: RefSeq, a predicted model, not a curated record